AUGGACAAGGCGGGGCCGGAAUGCCAGACAAGGGAAGCUGUUGAUUUUGUGGUUGCGAGUGUAGGUAAUCGACCUUGUUUUGAAGUGAAGGAUUUUUCUGUAGGCGGUGAAGUGGUGUUAUGUGUGCCUGAUUUGUCACUUGCGGAGGGUUGCAGUACGGUUUGUGUUGAAGCUGAGGGGGAGUCGGUGAUUGAUUUGUAUUCAGAAGGGUGUGAUGAUUUUCGGAGGCAUAUGAUUGAGCAGGUGGGUGGUGAUUUGUUGGGUGUUGAGGCAGAGCUUCACGAGUUUUCCGAAUCGUUGGUAAAGCUGGGCGAGCUUAUAAGGGAUGGGAGGAUUCCGCAUCGUCAGCAGGAGCUUGUUGAAAUGUAUGUUGGCUGCGUUGAAAAUGGAGAUGAUGCACGGGAUUUGGUGAUGGAGUUGCAGAUGCUCGUGCAGGAGCAUAAGCGUCUCGUGGGGGUGAUGCGUGAGAAUCUCAUGGAACUGGGUGCUAGGGAGAAGCUGCUUCUGCUGAGACUUGAUGGCGUCGGCGAGGACCUUGCCUGUGCCGGGAAGGGGUGCUUGGCUGUCGAUGGGAAGAAUGAGGAGGAGCAGCAGCGCCGUGUUCUAGAAGAAAUGCAGUUGAAGCAUCAGAAUUUGUCAGACGCGUUGUUGUUUGCAGGAAAUGAGAUGAGGAUGUUGCAGGCGUUGCAGCAGCGUCGCGAUGAGUGUCUGUUGCGUACGCUACAAGAACACGCCCCUUUGUUCAUGACAACACCUUUGAGGAAUGCCGGUUUCAUGUCCAAUGAGUUGGAAACUGGUAUCUUCUUCAUGGCAGGCGGUGUGUUUCUGAGUGUUGUCUUUGGGACACUCAUGUACAAGCGGUACAGUCUGAUCUAA
Molecule: messenger RNA, 876 nt
Organism: Trypanosoma rangeli
Lineage: Eukaryota; Euglenozoa; Kinetoplastea; Trypanosomatida; Trypanosomatidae
Exons: 1
Coding region: 1-876 (291 amino acids)
Source: RefSeq, a predicted model, not a curated record